UGUCACAUUGGAUUGGAAUUGAAAUUGUUGUAGGUUAAUUUAUUAGUUUAAUAAUAAUUCUCAGAUUUAGAUACAAUCAAACAGAAUUAAGAGAGAGAAACUGCCUUCCCAGUACCUUUUUAUUCCAUUGUCAUAAUUAUGAAACAUAGGCUGAUUUUCACAAGCUACAGUAUAUUCAAGUCGAUUAAUUCAAGACUUUCAUUAAGAUCCUUUUCUUCUAAAGUGCCUUUAACACCAGUGAAUACUUUAGAGAAACAAGAGAGAACUAGAGUGAAUGUUGACAAGAACACCUUAGCGCUUUUAGAACGACUUUCUCUAGUUAAAUGUGAUACAGCAGAAGGGGUGAAGGUAUUAGAGGACUCUAUAGCAUUUGCUGAUAAAAUUCUUCACAUCAAUACGGACAAUGUCGUACCACUGUACUCAGUGCUAGAAGAGGAGAACUUAAGUUUACGAGAUGAUGUUAUAACACAAGGAAAUUGCCAAAAAGAUAUUUUAAAAAAUGCUUCUGUAGUAGAGGAUGACUAUUUUGUGUCACCCCCUGGAAACAUACCUCUGCAUGAAAUAGAAGUUGAAGAAAGAACAGCAGACACAAAAAAAAAUGAGAACUGA
Molecule: messenger RNA, 609 nt
Organism: Cydia pomonella (codling moth)
Lineage: Eukaryota; Metazoa; Arthropoda; Insecta; Lepidoptera; Tortricidae
Gene: GatC
Product: glutamyl-tRNA(Gln) amidotransferase subunit C, mitochondrial
Exons: 2
Coding region: 139-609 (156 amino acids)
Biological process (GO): glutaminyl-tRNAGln biosynthesis via transamidation; regulation of translational fidelity; mitochondrial translation
Cellular component (GO): mitochondrion; glutamyl-tRNA(Gln) amidotransferase complex
Molecular function (GO): glutaminyl-tRNA synthase (glutamine-hydrolyzing) activity
Source: RefSeq, a predicted model, not a curated record